Messenger RNA from Tarenaya hassleriana, 1467 nucleotides. RefSeq lists its product as uncharacterized. Bases 232 to 1179 code for a protein of 315 amino acids. The transcript has 8 exons. Lineage: Eukaryota; Viridiplantae; Streptophyta; Magnoliopsida; Brassicales; Cleomaceae. Gene Ontology annotation, molecular function: phosphoprotein phosphatase activity. The record is from RefSeq and is a predicted model, not a curated record.
UCUGUCGUUUCGUCCUCUCUCGGAUCAGAUAUUUCAAGCUUUCAACCUUCUACUCUCUGUCUUCUCCUCCAUCCCUUACUCCGACGACGACCCGACGACGACGACUUUUCUCUCCGGCACCAGAACACGAACACAGAAAUGGAAGAAAUAGCAAGUGGAUUUGGGUGUUGCAACUGAAGCAGCUUAAACAUCUGAAUUGUUUGAAAUUUUCGGGAAGGCGGCGGCUUUAGCAUGGAAAUAGUUGAACAUUCUACACAGGAAGAACCCAAGUCUAAGAAAUCGAAGAUAUUCCAGGAAGAAGUGAAACAAGGGCCGUCCUCAUUAAUGAAAGGAACUGUGGUUGAUGUUAACCGAGGAAAUGGAGAAGUUCCCCUUGCACAGGAUGAGAGGAGGAGUGAUAAUGAAGCUUGUUCGUUAGCUGGAGAAGGAGGUGAAGAUGUUUCUGUACAGCCUGACGAUGCAAAAGUAAAAGAAGUCAAUGACUCACAUUCACUGGCCAAAGUUUCUUCCGCUUCCUUAGCAGGGAAGAAGCUCCUUGUUCUUGAUCUGAAUGGAUUGCUAGCAGAUAUUGUAUCUUCUCCUUCCAAAGAUUAUGCGUCAGACAUAACAAUAGGAAGAAAAGCAAUUUUUAAGAGACCCUUUUGUGAUGAUUUUCUGAAGUUUUGCUUUGAGAAGUUCCAAGUUGGUAUCUGGUCCUCAAGAACUCAGAGAAACGUAGAGAGAAUCACUGAUUAUUUGCUUGGAGAUAUGAAGAGUAGAUUGUUGUUUUGUUGGGAUAUGUCUCAAUGUGCGAAAUCAAGAGUUGGUUCCCUUGAAAACAGGUUCAAAUAUGUGGUGUUUAAGGAGUUAAAACGACUUUGGGAGAAACAGGACCCUGAUCUUCCCUGGAAGCAGGGUGCUUAUAACGAAACCAACACUAUCUUGAUAGACGAUUCUCCUUAUAAAGCCUUGCUUAACCCCCUGCAUACAGCAAUAUUCCCGCAUUCAUUCGACUAUCACAACAAAACCGACACCUCCUUAGGUGAAGGUGGAGAUCUGAGGCUAUAUCUGGAAAGGUUGGCGGAAGCCGAUAACGUUCAAGAAUUCAUCAAGGAACAUCCUUUCGGGCAAGAACCGAUAACCGAAACAAGUGGAUCUUGGGAGUUCUACCGCCAGAUUAUUGGUACGCUCCAUUGGUGAUUUCUCUAAACCUCGUGGUUUGGGUGUUGGCUGAUUUCUUAGAAGUUCUACGAGCUUUUUAGAGACUAAGCUGACACUUCCUUCUUGGUUGGAAGAACAAGGGGAGGUAGGGAUAGGUUAAGGAAAGGAAGGUGGAGAAACGGCGUGGUUUUCUUGUGUCCUUGUUAUAGAUGGCCUGAUGUUUCAUUGUGGAAGUUGAAAACAAUCUGUUGUUUCUUGUGGUAAUUGUAGCUUCUUCUCUACGCUCUUUUUUUCCCCUUAUAAUUAUGAAUUACUUGCAGACGAACA